Choloepus didactylus (southern two-toed sloth) is the source of this 1106-nucleotide messenger RNA. RefSeq names its product solute carrier family 22 member 3-like. Gene Ontology annotation, biological process: transmembrane transport. NCBI's taxonomy places the organism in Eukaryota, Metazoa, Chordata, Mammalia, Pilosa, Megalonychidae. The transcript is spliced from 6 exons. The record is from RefSeq and is a predicted model, not a curated record. The coding region runs from base 21 to 1106 and encodes 361 amino acids. Gene Ontology annotation, molecular function: transmembrane transporter activity.
CGCGGGGCCCCGGCCGCACCAUGCCCACCUUCGACGAGGCGCUGCGCAAGGCGGGCGAGUUCGGGCGCUUCCAGCGGCGCGUGUUCCUGCUGCUGUGCCUGACGGGCAUCACGUUCGCCUUCCUCUUCGUCAGCGUGGUCUUCCUGGGCACCAGGCCCGAGCGCUUCUGGUGCCGCGGGCCGAGCGCCGCCGCGCUGGCCGAGCGCUGCGGCUGGAGCGCUGACGAGGAGUGGAACCGCACGGCGCCCCCGGAGCCCCGCGGCGACGGCCGCUGCGAGCGCUACCUCCUGGAGGCGGCCAACGCCAGCGCCGCGGCCCCGGGCGCGCCGGGCUGCGCCGACCGGCUUGCCGCCUUCCCCAAUCGCUCCGCGCCGCUCGUGCCCUGCCGGGGCGGCUGGAGAUACGCCCAGUCCCACUCCACCGUCAUCAGCGAGUUUAACCUCGUGUGUGUCAAUGCUUGGAUGCUGGACUUCACUCAAGCCAUCCUCAACCUGGGCUUCCUUGCAGGAGCUUUCACGUUAGGUUAUGCAGCAGACAGGUACGGCAGGAUAGUCGUUUACUUAAUGUCCUGUUUUGGUGUUGGCAUCACUGGAAUUGUGGUGGCGUUUGCACCCAACUUCCCAGUGUUUGUGAUUUUCAGCUUCCUACAAGGUGUAUUUGGAAAGGGAACAUGGAUGACUUGCUAUGUGAUUGUGACAGAAAUAGUAGGUUCAAAACAAAGGAGGAUUGUGGGAAUAGUGAUUCAAAUGUUCUUCACCCUUGGAAUCAUCAUUCUCCCGGGAAUUGCCUACUUUAUCCCCAAUUGGCAAGGGAUCCAGUUAGCCAUAACGCUCCCCAACUUUCUCUUCCUCCUUUAUUACUGGGUGGUUCCCGAAUCUCCCCGCUGGCUGAUUACUCGAAAGAGAGGGGAUAAAGCAUUAAACAUUCUGAGGAGCAUUGCUAAAUGCAACGGGAGGUAUCUCUCACCAAAUUACUCGGAGAUUUCAAGGCUUUCUUUCCAUGGAGCCAAGUUGGGUAGACCAGAAGUCCUUGCAACAUUCCACUCCACAUCUCUGAAUCUUGCUACUUUUUGCUUUUACCAAGUAAAUUCCCAGGCCAUUGAAUGA